Messenger RNA from Cuscuta campestris, 885 nucleotides. The record is from the annotation of a GenBank genome assembly. NCBI's taxonomy places the organism in Eukaryota, Viridiplantae, Streptophyta, Magnoliopsida, Solanales, Convolvulaceae.
GAUUCAGUGUCCUCCCGGAGGAAGUGGAAGAACAUGGUGUACCUGGCCGAGGUACAGAGGCCGCCGCUGCCUAAGCGAAAGAAGAAGGAACCUCUGAUCUUCACAGACGAGGACUAUCCCCCGGUCCUCAGCCCUCACAGGGAUGCUUUGGUGAUAAAGGUGGAGAUCAAUAACGUGGUUGUUCACCGAACUUUGGUCGAUAUGGGUAGCUCGGUCAACAUCAUGUACAGCAAUACCUUUAAGGAGUUGGGGUUGUCCCGGAGCGACCUGAAACCAAUCCAUACACCACUAUCAGGGUUCACAGGGGAUACUAUAGAGGCUGAAGGAACCAUCACGGUGAAGGCCGGGGUGGGAGAUGGCACCCACCGGCUCUGGAUCGACAUGGAAUUUAUGGUAGUGCAGCUCGACUGUGCACACCAUCUGAUUCUGGGACGACCAGGGGCGACCAAAAGCCACGCCCGGGUCGACGAGAAUGUAAGCACGAUCUGCGCUGCAAUCCAGAAGGAGGAGGGGCAACCGCGAGCUGAGCCAGCGGAAGAGGUCGAGGAAGUUUCUCUGGACCCAAUCGAGUCAGAGCGGAAGGUGAAGGUAGGCAAGACCUUGUCGCUUGAAUUAAAGGAGCAGCUACUGGGGGUUCUCCGAGCAUUCAAGGUGCUAUUUGCUUGGGGGGCAGAGGAUAUGCCAGUGGUCGACCCAAAGAUCAUCUGCCAUAGAUUGGCAGUAGAUCCGACCCACAAGCCGGUCAAGCAGAAAAAGCGUUUUCUUUCCUCAGAACGGAGAGAGUUUGUCACCAAGCAGGUGACCACCCUGCAGUCCAUUGGGCACAUCCGGGAAGUCCGUUACCCGGAAUGGCUGGCAAAUGUGGUCCUCGCACCCAAAGGGAAU